Messenger RNA from Macrosteles quadrilineatus (aster leafhopper), 3506 nucleotides. RefSeq names its product AP-5 complex subunit zeta-1-like. The coding region runs from base 72 to 2207 and encodes 711 amino acids. Gene Ontology annotation, cellular component: AP-5 adaptor complex. The transcript is spliced from 13 exons. The record is from RefSeq and is a predicted model, not a curated record. NCBI's taxonomy places the organism in Eukaryota, Metazoa, Arthropoda, Insecta, Hemiptera, Cicadellidae.
UUUGUUUAGUUUUGACUUAAAACUAUGUGUUGAAUAAUUUCAGAUUUAACCAAAUAAAUUAGAUUAAGACAAUGGAUUUGAGAAAAGUUUUAAUCCAGUCAAGGAAACUUCCUGCCCAGGACGUGGAAAGAUUGUGGGAAAGCAUAUACAAACAUAAUGUGAAAGCAGAGAUUCUUAGCUCUAUCUUAGCCUUUUACCAACAUCACAGAGUGUACCCGCCACCUGUACAGAGGGCGUUUGACUCUCUUCUUAUUGCGUUCACUGGCGCAAAGGUGCCUCGUAAGCUACGGACACUGCUCUUCCAAACAGUGGAGGAGAUGUGUCAUUGGCUUAGUCCCUCUUGUGUCAAGGACACAGUAAAGCUGUCAAUGAGUCCUAGCGUUGUGGCCGGCUUGUUGCCGUGUUUCCUCAUCAACAAGGACAUUCCUCUACCCUCACACAAUGCUUACGAGUGGUUGAUUGGCUCUCUGACAAGUCCAGGAUUGUGUUUAGAAGACAGAGCUAGAGUGUUGAGAUUUCUAAUGACAACACUACCAGGUGAUCUGACCCCUUCACUCAAUAAACAGCUGAUCUUGUGGCUCUCCUAUUCCCGUUCACCGCAGACGACAAGUGGGCUGUUCAGAUCAGCUGAUGUCACUGAGCUGGAUGGUUCUUCUGCUGUGGGCAUAUGCACAGCUUUCACCUUAGUUUCCAGUAUCAGUGAACUGCACUAUCUGAGCCUAGUGGCGUUUUCUGGCAUUAGAAAAUACCUGCGUCGUACCAGGGACUCGGUUGAUACAGCCCUGGUCAAUGCUGUGUGCAGUUACUGCAGCACGCUGUUGGCACAAGCUGGCAAGCGGCCUACCCAACCACACGACAAGCUGGUAGUGGCAGCGACGUUGGAGGAGGUGGUGAUGGUGUUGGCUGCAGUAGGACAAGUAGACCCGAGUAGCUCUGGGAAGUGUCAGCUGAUGACGGGGAGACUGCUACACCUGGCGGAUCAGCUGAAACUCACAUCGCUGCUUGUCACUGUUUGGCAAUACCAGAUAGAACAAGGUAAGGAGAGCACUCUGACAGAUAGAAUAUUGGGAAACACCGUCAAAUCAGAGUUCAGCCAAGGUCAUAUAAGCCACAGAAUAGCCACAGUGUUGGCCAGAUUCGGCCAUGAUGUGCGUCUAGCCAGCCAGGUCGCUCGCUACUUGCCCAACAUCCUCAAACUGCUGGCUACUCACCCGUCAACACUGGUCGAAGAGUUCAUGGUCAUCGUCUCUUGUGCUACAUCAGAUAUCAAUCUUAUAACCGAGACACUUCAUUCUCUGCUUGAUCUGCCGGCACUCUCCGCCUCAGUAUGUCUCCACGAGAGUUCUCUCAACAUGUUGGUGCAGGCAGGGUUCAAAGUUCCGGUGCUGGUCUCUGCUAGACAACAGGUGGAGUCUGAUUCUAACCUCAAUUCUGUCUACAUUCACAUGAUGAGAACAGAAGCAAAAACAGGGGAAACUUCAGAUCUGCUCAAGUUGUAUCCUAACUAUUGGUCUGUGUUGAGAACGUUGUUUUCUUUGGGGUUGGUCGACGUAUGUUCGCAAGUUUCUCAUCUUCUGCUUCAGGUGUUCUUGGAAUCUGUUUACAAAAACAAGGAAGCCAACAAGCUAAUUUUCCCUGUAUUGUUGUCAAGAAUUCCCCUCUUGUGUCCAAUUCCUGCUUAUCAGAAGUCUGUUUAUGGUGUUUUGUCCCAGUAUGUAUCGAAGGUAUCGUCACUACAGCCUGAACUGAUGGAACUAAGCUGCAUUAGUCAGUUUCUAUCAGUGUCAAAUUAUUGUCAACUUUGUCCACAACUGUUUGGAUCGUUGGUUGAAGCUGUCGGUAAACAUGUUAACACGGGACAAAAUGUCAGUGAAUGUUUUGAAACUCUAGAGGCUAUCUUACAUGAGUUCUUGCAAGAAAAGGCUACUAAGGAUUUGAAGCUGGAGACUUCCUUAUGUGACUCCCUUGCUAUGUUGACUUGCAGAAGUCCAGGAUUGAUCCCUAGAGCAAUUAUUGCCUUCGAAAAACUUAUAAAAAAGCAAGAAAUUACUCCUGGAGAAGACGAAGACACUUUUUUACAACACACCAAAGAACUCAUUAGGAUUUUAAAAAGUCCAAGGUUAGCUCACUUAGUGUUGACUCCAUCAUGCAAAGAAGACAGCACAAUCGCAUCUCUAGUCAAGGUCUUGCUUCAGUUCACAGAAUAGAUAUUAAGUAUAUACUGUGAUAAAACUAUUCCUUCUCAUCUAAAUAUUUUAAGCCCUUGAUACCCGACAAUGUUGGCUUCCUUGUACUGUUUAUAGUACAGAAAGCUGCUAAUUGCUGCAUAUUUAUACUUUGUCGUAUGGUUUAUACUUUGGCGCAUAUCAAGAUUCCAACGAAACAACACAAAACAGCGUGAUUCUAUUAUGCACGUAAUCCGUGUACGCUUGGAAAUAGGUUGGCAACACUUAAAGAUAAUAAUACUAUGAGCAGCUGAUUGACUAUUAUAACUACGAUUUAACCUGUCAUUUUGUGUUUAUAGUUAACGUUCUCUUUUCGUUUCGGUAUUUCUGAACUUUCUGGACUUUUCUUUUAAACGUUUUUAAAACAUUCCUACGAUCUUAAUAAACAAGAAAAUACCUUUAAAGCAAUUUUUUAGGCGCGGAAACCACUGCAAAUUAAAAAAAUAUACGGAACUAUUUUGUCAAGUCGCGGAGCACAUUGCUUGCCGAGGAAAAAAUAGCGGAGUGAUACGGACCGGGGACUACUUUCUCUAGGGCACCUAUUUGUGUUGCCAGCUGAACCUAAAAACGUGUUGUAUAGUGUUUGAAAUACUAAUUAUUUUACAUGCUUUAUAGUGACUGUAGGAAAAAUAUAAUGUGUAACACGAGUGCAAAAGGCCUUUGCUGCACUCGAGAUCAUUCCGCAUAUAGGUAAACGUUGCUCUCGAGUGCAGCAAAGUGCCCACUAGUUACACAAAUAACUAUUUCUAUUGUCAAUGAUGUGCCUUAAACUUUUAAGAACCAUGUAUUGUGACAAAGUCAGCAAAUGUGAAUGUAGGAGUUGUUCUAAUAAGUUGCAACAUCUCAGAGCUAGCAGCAUGGUAAUUGAGAAUAAAAUGGACAAGGACAAGAGUGUACUUGCCAUGUAAAAUUUUGAUCAACUGUCAACUUAGUUGAGUUUGUGUACAACAUGAAGUACUAUGCUGUCACCAAUAAAGCUUGUUCAUAAAACUAAUUGUACAAAAUUAAUUCUAUUAUUUUUACAAUUUGCUUAACCAAUAGCCAAAAAGUACUAUUAGAUUUUUAAACAGUUUUUUAAGAUAAUAUAUUUUUCAAUAUAUAUUCUAUUUUCAAGAGUUGAACUGUGGUCUACAUAUCCUAAAGGUGUAGCGGUGUAGCUCAUAAUUUCAUACCUUUUGGUCUUUAAGAAAGUUUUUCUAUGAUGAUAUAGUAUUUAAGACUGAUAUGUUAAAAAAUAAGUUAUUCUAUCUUUGCAUUUCUACUUUGUUUGUGUGUUUACUA